Molecule: messenger RNA, 246 nt
Organism: Chlorella variabilis
Lineage: Eukaryota; Viridiplantae; Chlorophyta; Trebouxiophyceae; Chlorellales; Chlorellaceae
Exons: 3
Biological process (GO): spliceosomal snRNP assembly; mRNA splicing, via spliceosome
Cellular component (GO): catalytic step 2 spliceosome; U1 snRNP
Molecular function (GO): RNA binding
Source: RefSeq, a predicted model, not a curated record
ACUGUGCCCGUCAAUCCCAAGCCGUUUCUGAACGAUCUCACGGGCAAGCAGGUCAUCGUGAAGCUGAAGUGGGGGAUGGAGUACAAGGGCUACCUUGUGUCUGUGGACAGCUACAUGAACCUGCAGCUGGCCAGCACCGAGGAGUACAUCGACGGCCAGUUCACGGGCAACCUGGGCGAGGUGCUCAUUAGGUGUAACAACGUCCUCUACCUGCGGGGAGCGCCAGAGGAGCAAGAAGCAGGUUGA